Messenger RNA from Verruconis gallopava, 1077 nucleotides. Its product is annotated as eukaryotic translation initiation factor 1A, variant. The record is from RefSeq and is a predicted model, not a curated record. Lineage: Eukaryota; Fungi; Ascomycota; Dothideomycetes; Venturiales; Sympoventuriaceae. Gene Ontology annotation, molecular function: RNA binding; translation initiation factor activity. Bases 127 to 444 code for a protein of 105 amino acids. Gene Ontology annotation, biological process: translational initiation. The transcript has 7 exons. Gene Ontology annotation, cellular component: cytoplasm.
CCUCCGAUCACCCAUAAAACAUCCCACACUGUGCUUUACGACAUCUACCGACCGUCAAACUUCUCACGAUCGAAAAGCACACAACCGAGAAACGCAUACACGAGAAAAUAGCAAGAAGACUGCAACAUGCCGAAGAAUAAGGGAAAGGGUGGUAAGAAUAGGCGUCGUGGAAAGAACGAGAACGACAAUGAAAAGCGUGAACUUGUGUUCAAAGAGGAUGGCCAGGAAUAUGCACAGGUCAUUAAAAUGCUAGGCAACGGAAGACUUGAAGCGAAGUGUUUUGACGGACCUACGCGUUUGGCCCACAUUCGAGGAAAACUCCGGAAAAAGGUCUGGAUCAACCAGGGUGAUAUCAUUCUUCUAUCCCUACGUGAAUACCAGAUCUUUCAGAGUGAACGCUAUACCUGGUAUUCGCCUUUCAUACGGAACUUCGGGUCAUAUUAGUGCUCGCUACGAACUGCACAAGCUCGGCUUUCUACGUUAUUAAAUUUGGAUAGACUGAUGCUGACAAAAGUCUUUGUAGGAUGAGAAGAGUGAUGGUAACUUCUACUUGUCGAAGUAGAAUGGCUGAUGCUAAUGAAUCUAGUUCUUAUGAAGUAUAGCGCAGAUGAGGCUCGUAGUCUCAAGGCAUAUGGCGAGCUGCCCGACUCCGCAAAGAUCAACGAGACUGACACAUACGCGGACGAGGGUGCAGAGGGCAUUGGAUUCGAGUUCGACGAAGACCGUGAUGGAUCUGAUGCAAGUGAGGUUGAUAUUGAAGACAUUUGAGGCGCUGGCCACUGGGUUCAAGUAUGGAUGAUGUGAUGAGCAGUUCGAGGCACCAACCACAAGACUGAUGGCAAUCCAACUAUCAGCAGCACGAUUCCUUAUGCUGUCUGAGCAGCAACUGGUGGGGAUGGCAGGGUUUUCUACAGUUCAUUUGGAGGUGGUUCAUCACCAGCAUCAGUUUGAAAGUACAUUGAACAUUAUGGUUCACGGAGCAUAGCGACACCUAUUGUCUUCCAGAUGAAUGAAGUUCUGUUUCUGCAGACUCAUUUCGUCCGAUACGAUAUACAAUACUAGUCCGAAGCUUUUGAA